CGUUCCGCCUCACUCUUCGGCGGGGGCGGGGCCACGCGCCCCGUAGCCAUGAGGCUCACAGGCUCCCGGCUCGCGGGAUUCUUGCUACUGCUCCUGAGAGGCUGCCGACGCGCGCGGCGCCGAGGAGGAGAAAUAGGAGGAUUCCGUGGGGUCCCAAAGCGAGCCCUCUCCCUGGAAGAUGGCGAGGGCAGCAGCAGUACCGGGGAGGUGUCCGAAGCCCUUCUGUCCCUGUGUCGGAGGAGGCACUUCCUCCGGGACCAGGACCAGGGGCCCACCACCUGGGGUUCUUACCUGAGGGGAAACCACCGCGGCUUCGGGCCCCUCGGGGUGGCUCUGAGGCAGAACCUGGCGGCGCAGUGGUGGGGCUCGGAAGCCGCCUCCAGGGAGCGCGUGCUAGGCCUCGGCGCCAGGGCCUCGCGCCCUCCAAGUGUCGCCGCUUCGCCGGGGACUCCAAGCCAGGCCCUCCGAGCGGUGGCCCCCGCAGCCCUUCGCCAGGCCGCGGAGGGAGGCCCCGCCCUCCAGAAGACGCUGGCCGCCUCGGACACUCUGCGCGAGGACCUCCUCCACGGUGUCCUAGAACAUUAUGUCGAAUGCUUGGAAUUGGUAAACAAGAGACUGCCUUUUGGGGCUGCGCAAAUAGGAACGUGUUUCCAUGCAGUAGCAACAAAUGAAAAAGAGAAUAAUGUGAGAACAGGUGAAAGGAUGAUGUCCAUCCUGGUGUGGUACAGCUCUGGCAGAACUGCUGGACAGUGGCUUGACUACUGGUUACGGCAGCGCCUUCAAUGGUGGAGAAAGUUUGCAAUAUGUCCCUCCAAUUUCAGCAGUAGUCAUCAUCAUGAUGAAGAAGGAAGGAGAGGAAGCAAUCUGUAUUACAGCUUUCCAUGGGGAAAGGAACUGAUAGAAACUCUGCGGAGCUUAGGAGAUAAUGAGCUGUUAAAAAUGUAUCCAGGAAAAGGAUCACAACUGCAUGGUCGAGAUGGGAGGAAGAGUAUGGUCCCCCAUAUCCUGUCUGUGAGUGGCAAUUUGGACAGUGGAGUGUUAGCCUAUCUUUUUGAUGGCUUCCAGUUGGGUGAAAAUGCUGUGACCCGAAAGAAAACGCAGCAGAGAAAGGUCCUUAAGCUCCAUCCAUCUUUGACACCCAUCAAAGUAGCUCUGGAUGUGGCAAGAGGCCCAACAACAGAGUUGAGACAGGUGUGCCAGGGAUUGUUCAGUGAACUGUUAGAAAAUGGGAUUUCUGUUUGGCCUGGAUAUCUGGAAACAAUGCCGUUGACAUUGGAGCAGCUUUAUACAAAAUACGAUGAAAUGAGUAUUCUCUUCACCAUCCUGGUCAGUGAAGCCACACUAGAGAAUGGUGUUGUCCAACUGAGGAACAGGAACACUACCAUGAAAGAAAUGAUGCAUAUAUCUAGAUUAAAGGACUUCUUAACCAAGUACAUAUCAGCAGCUAAAAAUGUCUGAGCAAUAAUAAAGACCAUUUUGUAUCUUC
This is a messenger RNA of Anolis carolinensis (green anole), 1486 nucleotides long. RefSeq names its product DNA polymerase gamma 2, accessory subunit (gene polg2). Gene Ontology annotation, cellular component: mitochondrion; cytoplasm. Gene Ontology annotation, biological process: mitochondrial DNA replication. The transcript is spliced from 8 exons. The record is from RefSeq and is a predicted model, not a curated record. Bases 49 to 1458 code for a protein of 469 amino acids. NCBI's taxonomy places the organism in Eukaryota, Metazoa, Chordata, Lepidosauria, Squamata, Anolidae.